Rhodofomes roseus is the source of this 1899-nucleotide messenger RNA. RefSeq lists its product as uncharacterized. Bases 1 to 1899 code for a protein of 632 amino acids. The record is from RefSeq and is a predicted model, not a curated record. The transcript is spliced from 2 exons. Lineage: Eukaryota; Fungi; Basidiomycota; Agaricomycetes; Polyporales; Fomitopsidaceae.
AUGUCUGCACCCAUCAACAUCCCCCGUCACACGGUAGGCACCGUCUUCACCGACGUCUCGCCUUACGAAGAGGUCGUCCGACCAGACCCAACGCUUCCCCGCGGGUAUGUCCACCCCUCUGUGCUCGCUCACCUAAUGCGCGAAGACGAGGUGAGCACCGAUCGCGUCUACCGUCGUGCAUCGUGCGUCCUCGGUAGCCUGCACUGCGUCCAGCGGGGCAGUUUCGAGGACGAAAACGGACGCUGCACGAUCUUCACGUGCCGCGACAGCUCACUCGCCCUCCAGAACCCGGACGAGCUCGGCACGGGCAUAGCCCAAGGCGACGCGGUCAUGUACUUUAGGCAGGGCGACCGGCUCCCUUCCGAACGCUUCCUCACCUCGACGGUCUACUCCCGCGAUGCCUCCCCGCGAUCUCUGCGAGGGGCUGGCUACACCGACCACCUGGAGCCUCGCCCACCUCGGCCGACUCCGUAUUCCCAGCCAAACCUCCCGCCUAUGCCAGUCACGCCGCGCAACCACGGACGACGGAACCAUGCGCGUCGCGCGGCGCAGUCGAUGGUUGCGCCACGCACCACGACUACCAUGCAUGCUCCGCACGCGAUCGGCGUCGGAGCACCCCCGUACCACGCCAAUGCCUUCGACCGGUAUGCAUACCAGCCGUCGACAUUUCCAACGCCCUACAGCUCCGCCAUCCCGGAACGAACAACCGACCCGCGUAUCGCUCUCGCCGAGCGCCGUGCACGCCAAGAACAACUGACCACCCGGCCUCAACCGCCGUGGUCUUCGUACGUGCCUCCACUCCCCUCCCUGACGCGUAUGUACCCCUAUCACGACGAUGCUGCCGUAUUCCGUGCUGCCGCUGCUGGCCACACUGCGGGCAGUGUUGCGGCCAUCGCCUCUUCGUCGGCACCAUCGCAUGCGUCACCGGGCCCAGCUCCGACCGUACCGGCACCAUCGCCGGCGCCCUCCGCCCCUGUACGUCCAACAUCGCCUCGUCUACAGUACCCGCCGAGCCGCGCAGCCAGCCCGUCCACGCCCGCAACCUCGCCCCCAUCGCUACAGUCAGUAUCACCGCUGACUCUACCCUCGGCGCUGCUGCCCAGCAAGGCGAUUAAAGACGCUACAAUGGACGAAGACGGUUUCGAAUUCCUGGACCCGGCUGAGACGAAAGCUAAGGUGAAGGAGCUUGCGAGGGAGGAAGGCGAGCACUCGCCGACCCCUGAAGAACGUGCACGCUGGGCACGCGCUGAUGAACUCGACUCGGAUACGAUCGUCAUCGACGCCGAGGACCUCCCGAACGCGACGCUUCGGAAGAGUGAGUUGGUGCCCUCGCCAUCGCCAACCGACAAGAAGCCGGCCCAGACCUUCCGCGAGCUCCUAGCCAAGGUAUCCGAGGAGUACGAGGACCAUAAUGAGGCAGAUUCGUCUUACGAAACGGACGAGGCAACUGCCUCAAAGGUACGCUGCUUCCCCAAUAUGGGGAUACUUCUCCAGAAGCUGACGGAGGCUAUUGCAUCCGCCACGCACCCAAUGGACCGAUACACUAUCGACGUAAUUCGAAUCGCGCUCGUCAAGGCUUACCGCGCGCAGACAGCGAAACGGACGGGCAAGAAAGCGGCCAAGAAGCGCGGCCACUACGCUCGCAAACCGACCGAGGAGUCCUUUCGGACCAACCACCUCCUGCACGAGAAGGAACGCGAGGGCCUCGGUGAGCUCCGAGCCUUCUUCUCGGGCCGACGCACCACUGACCCUCAGCGCCAACUCGACGACACCGACACUGUCCUCGCGCUCAUCGACGCCGCACUCGCCUUUGACCCGACUCACGAAUAUGCGCUCGUCCUGCGCUCACUGUGCAUGCGCGGCGACUUCGGCGGCCCAGGCGAGUACCCGGGGCACUAG